AACCAAUCAAAACUAACAUUAAUUAAAUAAUUAAUGAAUGCACUCACUCACUAAUUGUGGCGUGUGGCAUGUAUCACUGUAUAAUAUUAUGCUCUUCUUAUGCCGUGUUUCCUAUAUAAAUUAAUUAAUUAAUAUGGUUGAAUUUCACAAUCCCAGGUUCCACUUAAUUGUAUGGGUAUGCAGAGAAGAAGAUAAGUGGUGCGAAUGAUGGAGGAAGUGGCAGGGGCGUUUGGCAGCAGCGCCAGCUUCGCCCUCCGCUUGGGGCAGACCGUCUUCUCCUCCGCCUCCCUUCUAUUCAUGUGCUUUGGCGUCGAUUUCUACUCAUACACCGCUUUCUGCUAUUUGGUGACAGUCAUGGGUUUGGUAAUUCCAUGGAGCGUAACAUUGUUAGUAGUAGAUGCUUACUCCGUCUUCAUAAAAGACCUACAAAUUCAGCAAAGGAUUGUAAUGAUAAUCUUUCUGGGAGACAUGGUUUUAUCGUAUCUCUCGCUGGCUGCAGCAUGCUCUACAGCGAGUGUCGCGGAUCUUCUGCUUGAAGCUGGUGGAUCCCUUUGCCCUGCAAGACUAUGUGGUAGAUAUCAAAUGUCUGCUGCUAUGGCCUUUUUGUCUUGGUUUCUUUCAUCAGCUUCCUGUCUUUUCAAUUUUUGGCUCUUCUCUUCUCUGUAAAAUACAUAGCUCACUGUUGAUAUAUGUGUAAAUGAAUGCAAAGGGUGUGAAUGUGAAUGACAAAGUCAUUUGCUUUUUAAGUACAUAUUUUUUGAAAUUUCCUUGUGAAUAAAAUUCUGGCGACUAUAGUCAACAAUGUAAUAACUGCUCUUUCAGCAGGGCAAGGGAAAAAUACUAAAGGUUUAUUUCUUGGUUCUCAACUGCUUCCAGCUUUUCUUCCCAGUUUUUUGCUGUUUUACCAAGUUACUUGGGAAAAGUUGGUUGAAAAUCUGAAUGAUUUAUGUA
This is a messenger RNA of Arachis duranensis, 951 nucleotides long. Its product is annotated as CASP-like protein ARALYDRAFT_485429. NCBI's taxonomy places the organism in Eukaryota, Viridiplantae, Streptophyta, Magnoliopsida, Fabales, Fabaceae. The coding region runs from base 205 to 666 and encodes 153 amino acids. Gene Ontology annotation, cellular component: membrane. The record is from RefSeq and is a predicted model, not a curated record. The transcript has 3 exons.